AUGAAGACGCUGGCAGACGUCAAUCGCGGGGCGUGUGUCUUGCUGGGACACAGUGGAGGUCUAACCUCUGGUUUGCGGAGCGGUCGGGUGUAUUCUCCGCUCGUCCUCACGCCCUCGAGGCCCCCGCCGCCCGACCCAACGGCGGAGCCAGCCAGUGGCUCCCGCGGCGCCCUCCCGCACCGGAUCGCUCCUCGCUGGGGCGGGACCUGGCCCGACGGCUCCGGUCACUAUGGUCAGUGGUCUAAGGGGAAAGCGGGGAAGGACGGGUGGGAAGGGGGCGCGAGUGAAACAUCUUUCAACCUAAUAUCAGAAAAAUGUGACAUUCUAUCAAUUCUUCGGGAUCAUCCUGAAAACAGAAUCUACCAGAGGAAAAUCCAGGAACUCAGCAAAAGGUUCACUGCCAUCCGCAAGACCAAGGGGGAUGGCAACUGCUUCUACCGGGCCUUGGGCUACUCCUACCUGGAGUCUCUGCUGGGCAAGAGCAGGGAGAUCCUCAAGUUCAAAGAGCGUGUACUGCAGACCCCCAAUGACCUCCUGGCAGCUGGCUUCGAGGAGCACACUUUCCGAAACUUCUUCAACGCUUUUUACAGUGUGGUAGAGCUGGUGGAGAAGGACGGCUCCGUGUCCAGCCUGCUGAAGGUGUUCAACGACCAGAGCUUCUCAGACCGAAUCGUGCAGUUCCUGCGCCUGCUGACCUCCGCCUUCAUCAGGAACCGUGCAGACUUCUUCCGACAUUUCAUUGACGAGGAGAUGGACAUCAAAGACUUCUGCGCUCAUGAAGUGGAGCCCAUGGCCAUGGAGUGUGACCACAUCCAAAUCACAGCCCUGUCCCAGGCCCUGAACAUCGCCCUUCAGGUGGAGUACGUGGACGAGAUGGACACGGCCCUGAACCACCACGUGUUCCCCGAGGCUGCCACCCCCUCCGUGUACCUGCUCUAUAAAACAUCCCACUACAACAUCCUUUAUGCAGCCGAUAAACAUUGA
Molecule: messenger RNA, 984 nt
Organism: Budorcas taxicolor (takin)
Lineage: Eukaryota; Metazoa; Chordata; Mammalia; Artiodactyla; Bovidae
Gene: OTUB2
Product: OTU deubiquitinase, ubiquitin aldehyde binding 2
Exons: 7
Coding region: 1-984 (327 amino acids)
Biological process (GO): protein K48-linked deubiquitination; negative regulation of double-strand break repair
Cellular component (GO): nucleus
Molecular function (GO): cysteine-type deubiquitinase activity; ubiquitin binding
Source: RefSeq, a predicted model, not a curated record